GUACCAAGAAAGUACCUAGGAACAACGCAAGAAACUACAUAUAGAGGAAUUAUUACAAAGUUUCCUAAAUUCGUCCAUAUAAGAAUAUACAGAAACCUCAUCUUUCGUUGUCCAGUCGAUAUCCAGUCAUGGAAGAGUGCCGGUUCGAAACAAGCGAGUUGCAGGCAUCGUUCAUGAUGUCGACUCCGUUAUGGUCCGAUUCUUGGAGUUUAUGCAACGCCGCUAAUUCCAUCGGGAGUAUCCAGGUCCAGCACAUCGCCGGAAUCAUGUAUGUCGCUUUACCGGCGGUGGAGAUAACCCAAUUGGGGGGAGAACUCGUGGGCCUGGAAGUCGCCGGAAGUGGGCUUUUUCCGGCCUUGUCGACAUCAUUAGCCACCGAUGAGACUCCGCCUAUGGUCGACGCUGCUAUACUUAAACUUUUCGUCUCCUUGCUUCCACAUAUUCAAUCUCAGUGCUCCCCCUCAGAAACACUCCCAGACACCCCGUCACCUCUUCAGCGUAUCAUCUUCGUCGACGGUAUUACAGCAUCCAUAUUCUUCAUCGAUCACACGAGGAUUGGAAAUGGAAGGAAGAAAACAGAUUGUGUUAACCGGACAUUCAACCGGCGGCGCGUUGGCCGCUCUCACCGCACUUUGGCUUCUCUCCCAACCGUCUCCGCCAUCAUUCCGCCUCCUCUGCAUCACCUUUGGCUCACCUUUACUUGGAAACCAAACUCUAUCUUCCUCAAUCUCUCGAUCUCGUUUAGCCCACAAAUUCUGCCACGUGGUCUCCAUCCAUGACCUCGUUCCCAGGAGAAGCAGUGAACAGUUCUGGCCCUUUGGAACCUAUCUCUUCUGUUCCGACAAUGGAGGUGUCUGCUUAGACAAUGCUGCUUCAGUUCGUGGGAUGCUUCACUGGACAGGAACUCCAAACAUUGAGGAACAUCAAAGGUACGGACAUUACGUGUCCUCGCUCUCCCAUCAGUUUCUCAUAUCUAGGAGCUUUCGUGGUGGGAACAUCUCCGACAAUAGCUACCAAGCUGGCGUCGCAUUAGCCUUAGAAUCUCUAGGAAUCUCCAAUGAUGUCCCAAGUGGUGUAUCAGCAAAAGAAUGCAUAGAAACGUCUACAAGAAUUGGUCGUGCUCCAAUUUUGAGGUCGAGCGAGUUAGCUAUUGAGCUUGGUAAUGUCUUGCCAUCGAGACUAGAGAUUCAAUGGUACAAAGAAAGUUGCGACGCGUCACCAAAGCAGCUCGGUUACUACGAUACUUUCAAACUAUAUUCAAAUCAAAGAGAGAUGAGGGUGAACCUGAGUCGUGCAAAGCUAGCUAAAUUUUGGGACAGAGUGUUUGAAAUGGUGGAGAAGAAUGAGUUGCCUUUUGAUUUUCAUCUGGGAAAGAAAUGGGUAUAUGCAUCGCAGUUUUACCAACUCUUAGCCGAACCACUAGACAUUGCAUACUUCUGCAAGUACAUAUAUUCAAGGGCUAAAGGUCAUUACAUGGAGAAUGGGAAUAGACCCAAAAGGUAUGUAGUGAUUGAUAAGUGGUGGAAAGGAAGAGGAGAGCCUAAUAAAGAGACGCGUGCAAGAACUCGAUAUGCGAGCACUACGCAGGAUACUUGCUUUUGGGCUAAGCUUGAGGAAGCAAAAGACUAUUUGGAUGAGAUGAGAAGCGAGAGUAGCGAUGCGCAAAGGCGAUAUUUGUUAUGGGAAAAGAUUGUUGCAUUUGAAAGCUAUGCGGAUACAUUGGUGACGAUGAAGGAAGCUUCGGUUGAUGUUUUGGUAAAAAAGUCGAGUUACAGUGUGUGGGUGGAGAAUCUUAGAGAGUUCAAGUUCAAAAUGGGUAAUGGAAUUGAGAUGGCUGUUGAUGAGAGUGACGCAAUGGAGACUUAAUUAGCAGGGUUAAUAGCAAAUCUAAUUUAUGAUUAUAUAACAAUCUUUAUUAAUUGUUGUUCAUUAUGUUUGUGUAAGACUUUCUGUUGUAUGUUUUUAUUUUAAAACCUUUAUCAUUACUGCUCAACAAGUUUAUGCAAGAGUUUCUAA
This is a messenger RNA of Eutrema salsugineum, 2016 nucleotides long. RefSeq names its product lipase-like PAD4. Gene Ontology annotation, biological process: lipid metabolic process. The record is from RefSeq and is a predicted model, not a curated record. The transcript has 3 exons. NCBI's taxonomy places the organism in Eukaryota, Viridiplantae, Streptophyta, Magnoliopsida, Brassicales, Brassicaceae. Bases 379 to 1866 code for a protein of 495 amino acids.